CGGUGGGUGGGGCGGGGAAUGCGGCGGCAGUGGAGUUAGGCUGCUCGCAGGCUAGGAGCCGGAUCUGUGCUGAGGGGCCGGCCGCUGUCCUUCCUCAGCCUCCGGAAGUGAGCUCCAGCAUUUCUGCGCGGCCCGGGCCUCGCCUGGGCAGCAGGCGGCGGAGGACCUCGCCGCGGGGCCGCCAUGGACGCGGCGGCGCUGGAACGGGAUGCUGUGCAGUUCGCGCGGCUGGCGGUGCAGCGCGACCACGAAGGCCGCUACUCAGAGGCGGUGUUUUACUACAAGGAAGCUGCACAAGCCUUAAUUUAUGCUGAGAUGGCAGGAUCAAGCCUAGAACACAUUCAAGAAAAAAUAAAUGAAUAUCUGGAAAGAGUGCAGGCUCUACAUUCAGCAGUUCAGUCAAAGAGUGCGGAUCCUUUGAAAUCAAAACAUCAGUUGGACUUAGAACGGGCUCAUUUCCUUGUUACGCAAGCUUUUGAUGAAGAUGAAAAAGGGAAUGUUGAAGAUGCUAUAGAAUUGUAUACAGAAGCUGUAGAUCUCUGUCUGAAAACUUCUUAUGAGACUGCUGAUAAAACUCUGCAAAAUAAACUGAAACAGUUGGCUCGACAAGCACUGGACAGAGCGGAAGCAUUGAGUGAGCCUUUAACAAAGCCAUUAUGCAAAGUCAAGGCAACGAAUAUUAAACCAAAGCCACCUCCAACAAGAACACAUUUUCCUCUAGGAACUAAUCCCUUCCAGGAAAGACCUCAGCCGUUUAUAAGUCCACAGUCAUGUGAUGCACAAGGACAGAGAUAUACAGCAGAAGAAAUAGAAGUUCUCAGGACAACAUCAAAAAUAAAUGGUAUAGAAUAUGUUCCUUUCAUGAAUAUUGAUCUGCGGGAACGUUUUGCCUAUCCAAUGCCUUUCUGUGAUAGAUGUGGCAAGCUACCAUUAUCACCUAAACAGAAAGCUAUAUUUUCUAAGUGGGUGCGACCAGAAGAUCUGACCAACAAUCCUACGAUGAUUUAUACUGUGUCCAGUUUCAGCAUAAAGCAGACAAUAGUGUCAGAUUGUUCCUUUGUGGCAUCACUGGCUAUCAGUGCAGCUUAUGAAAGACGAUUUAAUAAGAAGUUGAUUACCAGCAUCAUUUACCCUCAGAAUAAGGAUGGUGAGCCAGAGUACAAUCCAUGUGGAAAGUAUAUGGUAAAACUUCACCUCAAUGGUGUCCCUAGAAAGGUGAUAAUUGAUGACCAGUUACCCGUUGAUCAUAAGGGAGAGUUGCUGUGUUCUUACUCUAACAACAAAAGCGAACUGUGGGUUUCUCUCAUAGAAAAAGCAUACAUGAAAGUCAUGGGAGGAUAUGAUUUCCCAGGGUCCAACUCAAAUAUUGAUCUUCAUGCACUGACUGGGUGGAUACCAGAAAGGAUCGCCAUGCAUUCAGAUAGUCAGUCUUUCAGUAAGGAUAAUUCUUUCCGGAUGCUUUAUCAAAGGUUUCACAAAGGGGAUGUCCUCAUCACCGCAUCCACUGGAGUGAUGACUGAAGCUGAAGGCGAGAAGUGGGGGCUUGUUCCCACACAUGCUUAUGCUGUGUUGGACAUUAGAGAGUUCAAGGGGCUGCGGUUUAUCCAACUUAAAAAUCCUUGGAGUCAUUUACGUUGGAAAGGAAGAUACAGUGAAAAUGAUGUAAAAAACUGGACCCCAGAAUUGCAAAAAUAUUUAAACUUUGAUCCUCGAACAGCUCAGAAAAUAGACAAUGGAAUAUUUUGGAUUUCAUGGGAUGAUCUCUGCCAAUAUUAUGAUGUGAUUUAUUUGAGUUGGAAUCCAGGUCUUUUUAAAGAAUCAACAUGUAUUCACAGUACUUGGGAUGCUAAGCAAGGACCUGUGAAAGAUGCCUAUAGCCUGGCCAACAACCCCCAGUACAAGUUGGAGGUGCAGUGUCCACAAGGCGGCGCUGCAGUUUGGGUUUUGCUUAGUAGACACAUAACGGACAAGGAUGACUUUGCAAAUAAUCGAGAAUUUAUCACAAUGGUCGUAUACAAGACUGAUGGGAAAAAAGUUUAUUACCCAGCUGACCCACCUCCAUACAUUGAUGGGAUUCGAAUUAACAGCCCUCAUUAUUUGACUAAGAUAAAGCUAACCACACCUGGGACCCAUACCUUUACAUUAGUGGUUUCUCAGUAUGAAAAACAGAACACAAUCCAUUACACAGUCCGGGUAUACUCAGCGUGCAGCUUUACUUUUUCAAAAAUUCCUUCACCAUACACCGUAUCAAAACAGAUUAAUGGAAAGUGGAGUGGUCAGAGUGCUGGAGGAUGUGGAAAUUUCCAAGAGACUCAUAAAAAUAACCCCAUUUACCAAUUCCACAUAGAAAAGUCUGGGCCACUGCUGAUUGAACUAAGAGGACCAAGGCAAUACAGUGUUGGGUUUGAAGUUGUAACUGUUUCUGUGGUGGGAGACCCCGGUCCUCAUGGCUUCCAGAGGAAAUCUAGUGGUGACUACAGGUGUGGCUUUUGCUACCUGGAACUAGAGAGUAUACCAGCUGGGAUCUACAACAUCAUUCCCAGCACUUUUUUACCUAAACAAGAAGGACCCUUUUUCUUGGACUUUAAUAGUGUUAUCCCCAUCAAGACAACACAACUGCAGUGAUGAAGGAAUCAGAGCAGUUGCUAAAUUUUAAACUUGCCAAACAUCAAUCCUUCAAAUGAGGAUGCACACCUCUGGGACACUGAACAAUCAGAACAGGAUGAAAUCUCUCAAAAUGUUCCUGUGGAAUCUGGUGCUGAAAUCAGGGUGUCUGGUGAGAACUGAGUGUAGUCACAAUUACCUGCAACCACUUAGAAGUACCAUUUAUGCGGUUUUGUGUAUACAUGGAGCGGGCUUGCAUUUAGGGCCACAUUGUAUAAAAAAAUGUAGGCGAUUGAAGAUUAGACUCAGUCAUGCACUGAGCUAGAUGCCCUUGUGAAGAGGGAACUGAGACCAGACGAGGAGAGUGAGGGAUGUAGCUCAUUUGAGUGGAACAGGAGGCCAGGAUUAUAGUCUGAGAUAUCUACACAAUGUUCGUGUUUCGGGCAGAGCAUGUUUAAAGGUAAGCCUGCUUGUGUUGUGACUCUACUGUACAUCCUGGGCAUCUGGUUGCCAAACAAACCAUGUUAUUAACCAGAAGAUUUUAAUCCUGCACUAUUUAUGACUUUAAAUGUUUAUUGUUGCCCGGAGGUUAUGAGGAAUAAAGCUUUAAGAAAAAAUA
This is a messenger RNA of Phacochoerus africanus (Common warthog), 3223 nucleotides long. It is a transcript of the gene CAPN7, whose product is annotated as calpain 7. Gene Ontology annotation, molecular function: calcium-dependent cysteine-type endopeptidase activity. The transcript has 21 exons. Lineage: Eukaryota; Metazoa; Chordata; Mammalia; Artiodactyla; Suidae. The coding region runs from base 184 to 2625 and encodes 813 amino acids. Gene Ontology annotation, biological process: proteolysis. The record is from RefSeq and is a predicted model, not a curated record.